Torulaspora globosa is the source of this 5565-nucleotide messenger RNA. RefSeq names its product Ecm29p (gene ECM29). The record is from RefSeq and is a predicted model, not a curated record. Bases 1 to 5565 code for a protein of 1854 amino acids. Gene Ontology annotation, molecular function: molecular adaptor activity. The transcript has a single exon. Gene Ontology annotation, cellular component: nucleus; cytoplasm. Lineage: Eukaryota; Fungi; Ascomycota; Saccharomycetes; Saccharomycetales; Saccharomycetaceae. Gene Ontology annotation, biological process: proteasome assembly.
AUGAGCAGCAGCCAAGUUUCGGAGGCGAAAGAGCGAGAUCUGGUGGAGAAAGUGGAGCUGAGGUUGGCGCUGGCUGAUAGUGCUGAAAAACUUGAGAAGAGCCUUGAUACGUUUGUGACUCCACUGCUGCUAAAACUGGCGUCACCUCAUGCUUCUGUUCGGCAAGCGGUUUUCAAUGUCCUGAAAGACGUAUUAGCAAGGUUAAACUCGCUCAAGGAAGUUAAAGUGCCAGUAAGAAAAUUGAUAGAGCAGGCUCAGAGGCCUGCAGUGCCUCCAGAGCAGGAUGAUAGCAAUGUAAGCAAUGUGAGACUGUACAGCUUGUUGCUGGCAUCCAAGGGAAUCGAUCGUUUGGACGCUGAGGAGUUACGCUUGCUGGUUCCUCUCAUCAUGAGCGGAAUCUCGCAGUUGCCUCGAAUUGCAGCGGCAAGGAUGUUUCACAUUCUAUGUAAGACGCUUCUGCGUUGGACACCACCGUUGAAGGGGUCGAAGGAAGAAGACGAAACUCGCGAGUUCCUGAGACUAGAUGAUGAGGAGGAUCUAAAGUUUCUUCUCGAGAAGUUUAUCCAGUUCCUUCUUUUAGUACCGGCAAGACCAGAUGCACGGUCGGGGAUUAUCCCCAGGGGCUAUUCAUGCCCGGGUCUGAGCUCUGAUGAUGUUUCCUUUCUCACGUACGAAGCUGGAGUAAGCUUCACCAGGGAACAAGCGCUGCGGUUUAAGUGCGCGGUCUUCAAGUUUGUCAACAGUGGGUUUGUGCCAGAGGAUAAGUUACUGACCAAGUUCCUGCUGGUUGCAUCAGCGGAUCCAAGCGAGAUAUCGGAAUCUGCCCAACAAGGCUUAAAACGAAUAUAUAUUCCUUACGAAGAUGCGGAUUUUAUCGAGUCAAUAAUAACCCUCUAUGCUGGUGAUAAACGAAGGGGUUCACCACCUGCUAAGCAGGAGCUGCAGGAAAGAAUAUUGCGCAUUCUCACCAGGAGCGUCCUGGCAACUUCAAAAGCUGAUCACGUUGCUGCUAUCAUCUCCAUAGGAAUGCAUUCUGAGAGCUACAAGCUCAGAGCACUAUGUCUUAUUUUCAUCCGUCAUGUGGCUAAGCAUAAUUAUCGUAGCUUAGCUGGGCAGCAGGAAAACAAUAUUGGAAUCGCACCACUUCUAAGGAACAACUUACAUGAUGAAGGUUGGCCCAGAUUGCAACUGGGCCAGUCGAGUUCAAUUUCCUCGGCCUCUAUCGAUCGAAGAAGAUUACAAUAUGAGACUCUAGGUGAUAUACUUAAAAGGGACUUUGAUCUUUUGCUUGACUUGUCCUAUAUUGAAUUCCUAUUAGAUUCGCUGAAGAGCGAUCUGCCUGAAUUCCGGGCAAGUAUACAAGAGGCACUAGUCUCUUUGACCCCAAGCUUGCAUCAGCUUCCCGAUACCACUAGAGAAAAGCUGAGAUUAUUGAUCCGCAAGAUAAUGAUGGAUGAAUCAGAAGAAGAUGCGGAGGAUGAUAAAGGAAAAAAAGAGGGCAUUAUGGCCUGCAAAUACGUUUGCAUCAAGUACUGUAAUGCUGCCUUCCCUUUCAAUGAUACAAAAGCCCGAAUGUUAAAUGUCUGGGGGACCUGGAGAGGUAAUAAGUUUGAUGUUAUUGAAGAGUCUUAUAAAGGACUGAAUCCAUAUUGGUUCCGAAAAAAUCAGGCCCUCAACACGACAGAAUUCAAGUCAACUGCUGACCUUCUCGCCACUGAGAUAAGGCAAUCUCCCCUCCCGUCUUUCCAAGAAUUUGUUUGCCUGAUGUUGGAUGAGCUGGAUUAUGCAUCUGACAAGCAGUCCACUAUCAUGUUUAGAACAUUGAAUGUUGCUGUUAGUUUCAGCAAACAAUGUUUGAUUUCACAAGCAAUUCACGACAGAAAGACGAUGAUAGUUCAAGAUGAGGAUUGGUCCGUACGGAUCGAAAAAGCCCUUGCUAUUGACGAAAAUGUCAGAAGCAGCGUUCUCGAUCUUCUGUCAAGAAUAGAAGAUAAUUGGCUUUUAAAGUUCUUCAGUAGGUUGUGCGCGGAGUUUACAAUUAAAAAUGAGCUCGAUAAUCAAGUUAGCCUAUUCACCUAUAAUGAUGUCGUAUUUGGCGAAACAUUGCUAGGCUUGAUACGCUUCUGCAGCAGACAUGUGUUGAGCGCUCUUCUUUUUCUGAUUCCCCAACUUAUGAAGUAUCUGCAGUCAUCGGAGACUAAUACCCACGAGAAUUUGCGAAUAGCGGCCAACACUUUAGGAAUUAUUGCUGCCAGUGUGCCAGAAUCUGAAAUUGUGCAAAAAAUAUUGGAAACUGUGGAAAUCUCCGCCGUCGAUCAAAGACUUCCCUCCCUUCUCGCUAAGUGCUAUAUCGUUCCCAGAAUAGCACUUGCAAAAAGAUUCGAUUACCCUUCUAAUAUCAUUAAUACGGUGGUCGGAAACUUAUCCGCCUUUUUGCAGAACUCAAGACACAAGAUUGCAGCAAUCAACUUAUUGGCACAGAUGAUGAAGUAUGGCACUUUGCGCUGUCUUGAUCUAAAGACGAGAUGUGAUUUCUUAUCCGAGGUUUCUGACAUCCUCGAACCUAAUCUGAUGAAAAAUGCUGAGACUAUCGAGUUGUGGGGAUACCUAUCCAUGUAUGCCGAGGAUGACCGUACAUUUGAGCUACAACUGGACAGAAUUUGGGAGACCCAUGUCUCAAAACAAGUCGAUUUGCUGUUUUCAGCGGGAGAGGCUCUGGCUAUCAUGGCAGGAGGCUGGAGGAGUAAGAUUUUACACCAGCAACUUGACUUAUCUUUUGUUCCACUGUCGUGGUUAGAAGUAAUUUACUGCAGCAAAAGGGUCCCAAUGGUUCUUGAUAGAGUCUUGAGGGACUGCGGUUCAACAAAACCCAGUCUAAGAAGGGCUUCUUGCAUAUGGCUAUUAUCGUUGGUUCAAUAUCUGAGCAGCGAACAAACGCUAAAGGAAAGAUCGGCUGAUAUUCAUUCUAAGUUUAUGAAAUUUCUUGCUGACCGUGAUGAGUUCAUCCAGGAGUCGGCGGCUAGAGGUCUUGGUCUGGUUUACGAAAUGGGUGAUGGAGACCUCAAAGAAGAGAUGGUGAAAGGCUUGUUAAAAUCCUUCACGGACAAUAAAGAAGCUAUGAACAUGGCGGCUGGAUCUGUAUCAGGAGAGACGGAGUUAUUCGAAGAAGGGGCUUUGAACACCGACGGUGGAUCCGUUAGAACGUAUAAGGACAUCCUCAAUUUAGCCUCGGACGUCGGUGACCCUUCUUUGGUUUACAAAUUUAUGUCCCUUUCCAAAAGCUCGUCAUUGUGGUCAUCAAAGAAAGGUGUUUCGUUUGGUCUCGGUGCAAUCAUGUCCAAAUCAUCUUUACAGAACCUUCUUUUGCAGGACAGGAACUUUGCCCUGAGACUCAUUCCAAAACUCUAUAUAUAUAGAUUCGAUCCCUACACGGCGGUCGCACGAUCGAUGAACGACAUCUGGAACUCUUUGGUUAGUGACUCUGCGACGGUUACUUCACACUACUUCGAUAAUAUACUCCGGGAAGCGCUAUCAGGAAUGGCCAAUAAAGAAUGGAGGGUUCGUGAAGCCAGUGCGCUGGCUCUUUUGCAGCUGGUUCAAAUGCAACCAAACAAGAAAUUUGCACAAAACCUUUUGGAGAUCUGGACUUUGGCAUUCAGAGCAAUGGAUGAUAUCAAAGAGAGUGUUCGAGAAGCGGGCACAAAAUUGACGACUGUCCUUUCUAAAAUACUGGCGCGAUCCAUCAAUGUCAAAGACGGUAUUAAAUCUGAGGAUGCCGAGAGUAUUCUUUCGCAACUUUUACCAUUCUUCUUAGGGCCUAAAGGGCUAAACAAUGACGCUGAAGAGGUGCAGCACUUUGCAAUGAAGACUUUAUUAGAAUUGAUCGAGAAUUCCGGAGACGCGAUGAAACCAUUCGCUAUAAAUCUAGUUUAUGAUCUUACACUUCUCUUCUCGUCUAUUGAGCCACAAGCUAUCAAUUACUUGUCCCUAAACGCUAAUAACUUCAAUGUUGACGCGAAAGCAAUUGAUUACCUCAGGAGAAGUGGUGUUGGCAAAUCUCCCCUGAUGAAUGCAAUAGAGAAACUUAUCAAUGAAUCAGAUGAAACUUUAAUGGAUGGUCAUGUAGCUGGCGCUAUCAAAGCGGCUAAAAAUGCUGUUGGCUUGCCGUCUAAAGUAGCAGUAUCGCUGGUAUUCAACUUACUAGUGAAAAAAUACUCACUGUCUCUGAAACCGUUGGCUGGAAAGCUGCUAAAGUCAUGCAUUACUUCAUUCGAAGGUAGAAAUCCUUCCGUGAAGGCUGCCUUCGCUGUCACCUUCGGUCAUGUUUUUCGAGUGACUACUUUAGACAAAGCUGUUAAGUAUAGCAAGCAGCUGGAAAAUAUCUAUUUCGCUGGAGAUACUGAUUCCAAAGUUAUCGUUGCGACAGCCAUUGAAUCAGUCCUCAAGCAUGCACCAUCGGAAUUCGAGAAUGUUGCAAGUAUAAUAAUGCCAUUGUUGUUCCUCGCAUCCAACGAUGCAGACAAAGAGGUUAGCUCACAUUGCGAGAACAUAUGGACGGAGGCUUCGACACAGGGCUCAGGUUCUGUAAUGCUAUACCUCGAUGAGAUUCUUGAUCUGCUGAAUAAUCACAUCGAAUCUAAUGACUUUUCUGUUCGGAAAACAUGCGGCCAAUCGAUAUCAGUAUUAUGUGGCAAGGUUGACCGCUCCAUGAGCGAAAAGCACAUCAAGAAGUUAUUUGAUAUAACUGUUCAUUCACUUUCUGGAAGAUCGUGGGAAGGCAAAGAGAUAAUUUUGGAUUCUCUGCAGACUCUAGCCAGCAAAUUUCGAGAUCAUAUAGCGAAAGAUGUACAGCUGAGGGAAAGGCUCAACGAGGUAUUCUAUACCGAGAUAUCUCGCAAGAAUAUGGCGUAUGUUAGUAAUGCCUUUUUCCCUACUGGUGAUUUUAUCUUCAACUUUCCGAAUGAGAGAUUAAUUAAAAAGAUUAUCGAUAUUGCCGGCAUACUACUGGCUAGAAGCAGCGGGAAUGGGACUGAAACCGAUACUGAUGAAGGCCAGUCAAGCAAGAGAGUUAAAGCCGACUCAGAAAUCAGUAGAAGAUCGUCAAAGCAAAACAUCGAGGAUGAAGUUCAGCAUAUCAAAAUUCUGAAGAAAUGCUCAAAGAUUUGCAAGCUAUCGGAGGAAGACGGCUUGUAUCCUUUUAAUCUGCUCAACUUCAUCAUAGAGCAUACGACGGAUGCUUUCAACAACAAAUCUGUGCUCUACACUUGGAGAACUCAGGUUGCCGCUGCAGAAAUUGGCAUAGAAUUAACACAGCAUUUGACUACAAGUAUAGUCAGCUCUGACGUGAAACAAUUGAUGCUGCGUUUCUGGAGUCAGCUAUUUUUAUACAAUGGAACGAAAGAGACAAUAGAGAACGCCCAGCUACCAACUAUAAAGUUUGGAGACAUCUUGAGAAGACGAAUCCCGGACCUGAAACAGCAAAUUGAUGCUGAUCUUAGAAGCCUCGGAGAUAUUAAUCCAACAUCGAGAAUUGAGCUCGAGCUACAGAAGAUUGGCAUAUAUUGA